AUUUUGUAUGAAACUUUUGUCAAAUUUGACAUUUCUUGCACCUGGAACAUAGGUUUGGAACGCAGCUCUGUACCACCAAUCUACCUCGACUCGAGUUUUAUAGUAUUUCAAUUUUCAGUUCGUUUUAUUUCAGUCAGUUUAAAGAAAUUAAAACUCGGAGAAAAAGACAGACGGUCCUCAUAAAUUUUUGAUGUAUAAAACUUAGAAAUGAAAAUAUCAGAUUACGUGUAACUAUGUCAGACAAAAAGAAGAAGGUAUUUACAUCAAAGGAGACAUUAACACCAAGACGACCUGUGAUCCUAAAAUCUGACCGUGAUGUGUCGAAAGACCAAACUAAGGAAAAACAAGAAAAAGAGAAAGCACCUACAAUAAUACUUAAGACUCGUGAACAAAGUGCACCUAAAGAUGAUAGGCCUGUAAGUCCAAAAACAUUAAAGUCAUCAACAUCAGAGAUUGAAGGCAUACACCCUUCUAAAAUAGCACAAAAUGAAAACAAAGAAAAGAAAGAACAGAAACCUAAUCCUCCAUUGAAACUUAUGACAGAUCCAGUGAAGUUGCUUGAUGAAAACUUGGAGUUCAAUAAUGCUGCUUUAGAAUUUCUGAAUGACUCCAAUACCAAUUAUCUCAUUGUUGGUGUAAUUGGUACACAAGGAGUCGGAAAAUCAAUGGUUUUAAAUUUAAUCUCUCAAAAUAAACACAUCCGAAAUCUUUGCAGUUAUAUCUUAAAUUCACACGAAAUGAGCUCAGAAAAUACCUAUGAUCAAAAUGAUACAAGUUCUUUGGAAAACCAAUUGGAAGCUUUGAAUUUUGUUGAAACAUCUGAGAAGAACUAUGAACACGCAGAUAUUGAUUUCAAAUUCAAAAUGCAAGACAUUGCACAAAUAGAGAAGGGUAUUCAUUGUACAAAAGGUGUAGACAUGUUUGUAACAACAGACAGAGUAAUCCUCUUAGACUGCCAGGCAUUAUUCUCCCCGUCCCUGAUAGAGGAGUUCAGUGCUAGCCCGGUGACAGCUAGGAGUGCUAACGUGGUGACUGUGGAUUGCCUGCAAGUGGCCUCCUUUCUGAUGUCCGUGUGUCAUGUGCUUGUGGCCGUGCAAGAUUGGUUCAGCGAUUACAAUUUGUUGAGGUGUCAACUAGAAGAUUUCACUCCGGAAGCUGUAAAGACUAUGCAAGACUUGUAUAGGAAAUCGUUCCAGAAAUCCAGUCUCCAGUUGAACUCGGGAAUGUAUAUGUACAGUGAUUCUAAUAAGAACGGACUAAACAUGGACAGUGUGUGUAAGGGCCAUACUGUGGACAACUGCGGACCGCCGAUCAAUUUGUUCUUACUGCCAGAGGUGUACUCGGAUUAUGACAACCGCGAAGUUUAUCGCGGCCAUCCACCCUUCGAGCAAUUGGCCAAACGUCUGCGUUGGAUGAUAUUCGGCGUCAACAGGCAUCAGAUCACAAAUGUGCCCAAUCUGUCAGAGAAGGGGUGGUUCCAAUACUGUUCUAAAGCGUGGGAGACAAUCAGGAAAUGCACUUUCUUCAUGGAAUACGAGAGAUUCUUACCUUGAACUCGUUACUAUACGACAAUUGAACAGGAAUUAUCGCCAGACGAUAAAACCGCCGGCAUUAGACACCUGCGCUUUAUCGGAAUGUUUAAGCCAAGGAUUACGGAAGAAAAGUUAUUUAUGUAUUAAGAAUGUACAAAUAUAAUUGUUACAAUAAAAUUUUAUUAUGAA
Messenger RNA from Chilo suppressalis (striped riceborer), 1721 nucleotides. The record is from the annotation of a GenBank genome assembly. NCBI's taxonomy places the organism in Eukaryota, Metazoa, Arthropoda, Insecta, Lepidoptera, Crambidae.